CGGAAUUUUAAUCAUAUACAAAAUUUUGUUUACGUUUUUGGGUAAAAAAAAUUUUAGGCUUGUUAUUGUUGUUUUUUCUUUUUUUGUCUUUUUUUUUUUUUUUAUUCUUCAGCCCUACUCUCUCAUUGCCCUUCAUUGAAUUAUAUUUAUCUUGAAUGGAACGUAAAUCACGCUCAUCUAGACCAUUAGAAGAUGGUCAUGAGGAAUUAAACCUGUGGAAACAAAUUUGUCAGCUCCUGGUCAAGUUGGAAGGAAUACAAAAGGACGAAGAAAGUAUUUUAAACAGUAUAAAUAAAAUCCAAUUAUCCGUCAACGCGGAACAAGGUAUUACUUUAUUGGUCCAGCAAAAGUUAAAAGACACGUAUCGACGUGGUAUCGAACUUUCCUCCAACGAAUACAAGACAAUUGGAGAUAUAAUUGAGAAAAUAUCUGUGCUAGUUGCAUUAAGAGAUAAUGAACAAGACUACAAGAGAAAGAAACGCAGAUUAGAAAUAGAAUCAAAUAGCACCACUCACAGCAGCAAUAGCAGCACUCACAGCACAAUCAAUGGCAGUGGAUCGUCCCAUAUUAUUACACGAGGCACCACUGUAGCUGCUAGACAGCCCAAAGAAAAGGACAAGAACGAAGAAUGGAUUCUUGCUGUGGUCUUACAAUACCAUCCCGACAAGAACAAGUAUCAGGUGGAGGAUGUGGAUCAAGACGAUUAUGGAGAAAAACAACGUUACAUGUUACCACCACGUUAUGUGAUUCCUGUAAAGAGUUCUGAAGAAGCAAAAUUAUCACCUGAAAUACCCUCUCGCCAAGAUGUAUUAGCCUUGUAUCCCGGUACCACUUGUUUCUAUAAGGCUACCGUCAUUGCCCCUCCUAGCAAGAGCAAGGAAAUCAAGAAUUAUAGAGUUCAAUUUGAAGAUGAUAAUGACGAGGUGAAAUACAUUAUGCCUGAACAUGUCAUUGAAAUGCCUAAAACAAAAUAAACAGACAUAUAAAAAAAAAACGCAGGACGUUUUUUUUUUUUUUUUAUUUUAUUUUCCUAAUAGCCACCUGUUUGUGCACUCUUUUUCAAUUUGUACACUUCCCCUUUAUGCGUGACG
Mucor mucedo is the source of this 1091-nucleotide messenger RNA. Its product is annotated as SGF29 tudor-like domain-containing protein. Gene Ontology annotation, cellular component: SAGA complex. The record is from RefSeq and is a predicted model, not a curated record. The transcript is spliced from 7 exons. Bases 156 to 974 code for a protein of 272 amino acids. NCBI's taxonomy places the organism in Eukaryota, Fungi, Mucoromycota, Mucoromycetes, Mucorales, Mucoraceae.